Topomyia yanbarensis is the source of this 1437-nucleotide messenger RNA. RefSeq names its product cleavage stimulation factor subunit 2 (gene CstF64). NCBI's taxonomy places the organism in Eukaryota, Metazoa, Arthropoda, Insecta, Diptera, Culicidae. Gene Ontology annotation, molecular function: mRNA binding. Bases 128 to 1363 code for a protein of 411 amino acids. Gene Ontology annotation, biological process: mRNA 3'-end processing. The transcript has 3 exons. Gene Ontology annotation, cellular component: mRNA cleavage and polyadenylation specificity factor complex. The record is from RefSeq and is a predicted model, not a curated record.
UUAUUCUGUCAUUUCAGCCAUUAGAGGUCUGCUCGUUCUGCUUUUCGUUUUCGAAAAUUCACAGACGCUGUACUAUUAACGAUUCCAUUUAAUUUGCUGUAAAUUGUAAAACUACAAUCAAUCCAAAAUGAUGGGCGAUAAAAGCGACCAGAGUAUCAUGGAUAAAUCCAUGAGAUCGGUAUUUGUUGGUAACAUUCCGUACGAGGCGACUGAGGAAAAGUUGAAGGAUAUCUUCAGCGAAGUGGGUCCAGUUAUCUCACUUAAACUCGUAUUUGAUCGUGAAAGCGGCAAACCGAAAGGAUACGGUUUCUGUGAGUAUAAAGAUCAGGAAACAGCUCUCAGUGCAAUGCGUAAUCUCAAUGGCUACGAAAUAGGCGGUCGAGCCUUACGCGUUGAUAACGCCUGUACGGAAAAAUCUCGCAUGGAAAUGGCUGCUUUGCUUCAGGGACCGCAAGUAGACAACCCGUACGGGGAUCCGUGUGAUCCUUCGCAAGCUCCGGAAAUCAUAACAAAAACGGUAGUCUCCCUACCACCGGAGCAAAUGUAUGAAUUGAUGAAACAAAUGAAAAAUUGCAUUCAAAAUAAUCCGAUGGAAGCUCGAGACAUGUUACUGAAGAAUCCGCAAUUGGCUUAUGCACUGCUCCAAGCACAAGUGGUGAUGAGAAUUGUUGAUCCUGCAACGGCAGUUAAUUUUCUCCAUAAAUCUAACCAGAUGCCACCGCUUUUGACGAAUGAUUUAAAUAUUUCUCCUUCGCAACAAUCUCCGGCGCCGCUGCCGGUUCCAGCCCCUCUACCGAUUCCACCAGUUGGGUCAUCAUCAUCAUCAUUUGGAGCCAGUAUUGGCCAUGACGUUGAUUUGCGAAAUGUUGAUCCUCGCUUAGGACGACAAAUGAACCAAAUGGACCAAGACAUGCGAUCUUUGCCAGCUGCUGGUCCAGUUGGUGGUAUUCCGCCACCGAUGGAUAACAUGGGUAGUGGAUUUAACCAACGUGGAGGACCUCCACCACGUCCAAUCGGUCCUCAGGCACCGCCGCAAUCGAACCAAUUUCCUGUGGAUCCACGCCAGCGGCCAGUUGAUCCCCGCCAAGGCCCGAAGGACCCACGCCAGCAGCCUAGUGGUUCUGUUGGACCCGGGGGACGAUCGGGACCACCGGUUCCACCGUCAUCAUCGGCAGCUGCUGCCAGUGCUGCAGCCGCUGCCUCUUCCAAUGGAAUUCCGAACGAUGCUUCCGAUCAGGAGAAGGCUGCACUAAUUAUGCAGGUGUUGCAGUUGUCCGAUGAGCAGAUUGCUAUGCUGCCACCAGAGCAGCGCACCAGUAUCCUUGUGCUGAAGGAGCAAAUAGCCAAGAGUACCCAGCGAUAAAUUCGCUUGAUAUCGAAAUCUUUUGAAACUUUGUAUGGAUGUGAACAAAAUGCAUCAUUGACGAUAUAAAAAAA